Molecule: messenger RNA, 3282 nt
Organism: Myiozetetes cayanensis
Lineage: Eukaryota; Metazoa; Chordata; Aves; Passeriformes; Tyrannidae
Gene: GPLD1
Product: glycosylphosphatidylinositol specific phospholipase D1
Exons: 25
Coding region: 47-2377 (776 amino acids)
Cellular component (GO): extracellular matrix; extracellular region
Molecular function (GO): GPI anchor phospholipase D activity
Source: RefSeq, a predicted model, not a curated record
GUGCUACUGCUCCAGGCUUCUGAAAACCACAGUCUGAGCCAGCAUCAUGGCUGGUCUGAAGAUUUGGUCUGUUUUCCUGAUUAUACAGUACCAUUUCUGUCAAAGAUGUAUCCCAUGUGGAAUUUCAACACAUAUUGAAAUAGCACAUAGAGCUCUGGAAUUUUUCAUUAAGAACGAAGGGAGUGUUAAUUAUAGACAGUUAUUACUAAACCACCAAGACGCAUUUCAAGCUGGGAGCAUUUAUCCUGAUGCUUUUUAUUCACCAGUCUGCAAAGGGGGAAUAUUCCAUGAUGUGUCUGAAGACACUCACUGGUCACCAUUUCUCAAAGCAAGUAUUCAGUAUAUCAGAAGGAAUUAUCCUCAGCCUUGGGAAGAGGCUACAGAGAAACUGGUGGCUUUCCUGUUUGGAAUUGCCUCACAUAUGGUGGCAGAUGUUAGCUGGCAUAGCCUGGGCAUCGACCAAGGAUUUCUAAAGGCCAUGGGAGAAAUUGAUUUUCAUGGUUCAUACUCAGAAGCUCACAGUGCUGGCGAUUUUGGAGGAGAUGUAGUGAGUCAGUUUGAGCUGGACUUCAGUUAUCUGGCAUCAAAUUGGUAUGUACCUGUCAAAGACCUAGCAGCUAUCUAUAAGGACUUUUAUGGAAAAGAGAUCAUAACUGAAAGCACAAUUACUGACUGUGCUUUCCUGCUGUAUCUUGAACUGCAUGGAGAAAGGCUUGCUGUUGCCAAGCUUUUUCCAAGAUAUGCUAGUAAAUCUCCAUUUCUGGUGGAGAAGUUCCAUGAAUAUUUCCUUGGAGGAGUGGAUGACAUGGCAUUCUGGACAAACAAUAUUUUUGAGAUGACCAGCCACAUGAUAGAGAACGGAACCAGUGGCUGCUACCUGCCUGAGAACCCUCUGUUUAUAAAUUGCACAGAGGAGCACAGGGACAACCACAUCAGAAACAAACAAUCAAAACAUGAACGUCACAAGAAUACAACUUCUUUGCUUACAGAAUCAAUUGAGAAGAAUAUAAACUAUACAGAGAGAGGAGUUCACUUCAACAUGCAGUCUUGGGCAACAAAUUCCCUCCGCUUGAUAAACCGUGCUUUUACAACCAAUAUCUGGAGAGCAUUAGCAGCUACACAUCAGAAAUCUUCUAAGCACAUCUCCAAGCCAGCAGCUUCGUAUUUUCUGACCUCACCCUAUGCUAGACUUGGAUGGGCAAUGAUCUCAGCUGACCUAAACCAGGAUGGAUAUGAAGAUUUGGUGGUUGGAGCACCAGGGUACAGCACCAUGGGCCAUGUUCAGAUAGGACGGGUGUAUGUGGUCUACUGUAACCAGUCAGGUUUGCCACGAGAGGACAUGGAUUUGGAUGGGAAAGCUGACCAAGUGCUACAGGGUCAUCAGCCUUCAGGAAGAUUUGGUUCUGCCUUGGCAGUCCUGGACUUUAAUGUGGAUGGAGUGCCAGAUCUGGCAAUUGGAGCACCUUCUGUGGGAUCCCAGUUUCUUACUUACAAAGGUGCUGUGUAUGUCUACUUCGGCACUGAGGGAAGAGGCUUGGCAUCUCAGCCAAACGUUACCAUAACUUGUCAGGAUUCCUACUGUAAUCUUGGUUGGUCCCUCCUGGCAGCUGAUGUUGAUGCGGAUGGAAAUGCUGAUCUGGUUGUGGGCUCUCCAUAUGCACCUGGUGGUGGGCAGCAGAGAGGAUUUGUGGUUGCAUUUUACUCUUAUUUCAACAGGAGUGGCCAAGAAUUUCUGUCAGUACAGGAUGCAAACUGGAUGGUGCAGGGGGAAGAAAACUAUGCUUGGUUUGGAUUUUCACUUGACAGCUGCCAGCUGGAGAACAUAACAUUACUACUGAUUGGUAGCCCUACAUGGAAGAGUUGUGCUAGCUGCAAUCCCUUCUCAUCGGAUGCCAGGCAGAGUGUUGGGAAGGUGUACGGGUACAACCCACCGAGCACAGAGCGCUGCUUUGCGGUAACUGGAGACAAGGAGAUGAGCAGAAUGGGUUUGUCUCUGGCCAGUGGUGUGAUGUCUGUGGCUGGGAACACAAGGAGAGUUUUGGUGGUGGGUGCACCUACUGCAGACAGCCUGCAAAGGAUUUCAUUUAUGUCCUCAGUGCUGCAUCAAGCUGGACUGGCUCUGGUAUAUGACCUGACAGACAGCACCAGGCCUUCUUUGCUCAGCACAUUCAGUGGGGACAGGAGGUUUUCUCGUUUCGGGGGAGACAUAUACUUAAGUGAUCUGGAUAACGAUGGACUAGAUGAAAUGAUUGUGACAUCCCCACUGAGAGCUAAUGGCAUCUCCUCGAUACUGUUUGGUGGGGCAGCCGGCCGUGUUUAUAUUUACAACGGAAAGCAGGCAUCCUCAGGGAAUGUGACAGGUCACUGCAAAUCAUGAAUAUCUCCCUGUCCUGAGGACUGGGCACAGUAUGUCCUUAUUUCUCCUGAGGAACUAUCAAGAUUUGGGAGUUCUGUUAUCUCUGUGAAAUCUGAAAGCAAGAAAGAAGUUGUAGUGGCAGCAGAGAGAAGUUCUGCGAAAGCUCGACUUGGUGGAAGGCUUUUUGUCUACUCACUCUGAAAGGUCACGGUAGCCUUUAAGAUCAGGGCACAGCUGGUCUUUUAGUGAAGAAUCUCUGUAGUAUCUGUGAUACUUUCCUGAAGCCACACAAACUGGCAAACCCCUUGUCAGCAAGCUUUUAAUGAAUUCUGUUGUGGGCAGUGACAUCACUUUAACCUAGACCAAGCCAGCUGGUCUGAAAACCUUUUGGAGGCUGAAAUGAGCAGGCAGCUAGAUUUUUGGUAGUAGUAUUAGUUGUGUAAGAAACAUUCAGUGGCCACCUUUACUGGUCAGAUUUGAGUAUUUUCUUGGCAAAACCAGUAAACAGCAGCAUAUAAUUUACAAUUCCUUGUAUACUGUGAUAAAGACAGGUAUUCUGAGUUAUGGAAUGUUACCAUCAAAAUAACAAGAAUGGAGGAGGGGCAGCUUUAACCCUAACAGAAAAGUGGAUGCCAAUGAACAGGACCAUCUCUGUCCCUAGCAAGUCUUGUUCUCUGCAUCAAGGGUGUAGAGCAGGUGGGAAGAAAAGAACAAGCAAGUUUUAAAAAAUAUUUUUGCUUUUGCAAUUGUGGCUGACUACUCUGAUACGCUUUGUGUUUUCAUGUAAAAUUCCAUUACCAUGGUAACUUAGAAUUGUUAACUGCUUUUAUUGUUAACAGUAUUGUCUUCAACUAUUAACAAUAAUUUUGUAUGAUGCAGGUUUAACAAUAGCAUGCAUUAUCUAUUAAACAACUUGAGCAGCAAAA